AUGGUUGAUUCACUGUCAGUUUUGAGUCGUGUUAUGGAUUUUCAAAGUGCAAUGGAAACAUUCGCUGAAGCAUGGGUUGCAGCUAACGUCACACAGCAACAAGAAAAAAAGGAAAGAAUAAAAAUUCUACCUAGUGAUGCUCUUUUUACACCUGAACCAGCAAUUAACGUUAAAAAAAAUUUACGGGAAGUCCAAAGUUAUUGGCUAAGAUCUCAUUUUGAAUCCUCUAGUGACAGUAAAUGUUCAAGAGAAAAUUUAUUGCAAGGCAAAUCUUAA
Messenger RNA from Clunio marinus, 276 nucleotides. The record is from the annotation of a GenBank genome assembly. Lineage: Eukaryota; Metazoa; Arthropoda; Insecta; Diptera; Chironomidae.